This is a messenger RNA of Macrosiphum euphorbiae (potato aphid), 2040 nucleotides long. The record is from the annotation of a GenBank genome assembly. Lineage: Eukaryota; Metazoa; Arthropoda; Insecta; Hemiptera; Aphididae.
AUGGCAUACCCAAAGUCAGUGUGGUUUAUCAUCUGCACAGAGUUUUGUGAACGAUUUUCCUACUAUGGACUUCGAACUGUUUUAGUAUUAUAUCUUACAUCGAUAUUGCAAUACGAUGAAGACGAAUCCACUAUUAUUUAUCACAUGGCUGUCUUUAUGGCGUAUUUUUCACCACUAUUUGGAGCUAUUUUAUCCGAUUCUUUCUUAGGAAAAUUCAAAACUAUAGUAUAUCUUUCACUAAUUUACGCAGUUGGAAAUUUAGUCAUAACUGGGUCAUCUUUGGCAGUUUCGCUUAGCUUAAGCAACCAAAGAUACUUAGCACUGCUGGGAUUAGUUUUAAUUGCAAUUGGAACAGGUGGAAUAAAACCAUGCGUUUCAUCAUUUGGUGGUGAUCAAUUCGACCUUCCUGCACAAGAAGUUUAUCUACAAAAGUUCUUUUCCAUAUUUUACUUUUCUAUCAAUGCAGGAUCUCUUAUAUCAACAUCAAUAACACCGGAGCUAAGAAAAGACGUGCAAUGUUUCGGCCGAACUUCAUGUUUCCCCUUAGCUUUCGGUGUACCUGCUGUGCUAAUGUUAAUAGCAAUUUUUAUUUUCGUAUGUGGUAAACGAUUAUAUAAGAUAAAAAAACCAGAAUCGAACGUCAUUGUAACAUCUUUUUCGUGUAUUUAUCAUGCAAUAAAAAGAAGACUAUCAUAUGUUUCAUCGAAUACCAAAAAAAGUCAUUGGUUGAAUUAUGCAGACGACAAGUUUUCAGAAAAAGAAAUUUCAGAUAUACGCAGUGCUUUAGAUGUAAUGUAUUUAUUUAUUCCGUUACCAUUCUUCUGGGCUUUAUUUGAUCAACAAGGUUCUCGAUGGACAUUACAAGCUACUUUGAUGAAUGGUAGGAUUAAUUUUCUCAACUGGACAAUGAAGCCUGAUCAAAUGCAAGUGAUGAAUCCACUUCUCGUUUUAUUAUUUAUUCCUGUUUUCGAAACCGUUGUUUAUCCUCUAAUAGCCAAGAUCGGAAUUAAAAAACCAUUACAAAAAAUCUCAUUAGGUGGUUUUCUUGCCGCUCUGGCAUUUGUACUAUCAGCUGUUGUACAGAACAAAAUUAUUGGUGGAUCGAUCCAACUAUCAGAUGGUGAAGGUCAAUUAAGAGUUUUUAACGGAUUUGAUUGUAACAUUACUUUAAAUUCAACAAACUUACCCGUCUACAAAUUAAGUUCUCUUGAAACAUUAGAGAUAAGAUAUACGCCAACUUCUAACGAAACUUCGUUUCCCAUUGUUUUUAUCGCUGAUCCUUCGUGUUCUCCGAAUUUGUCAACAUUAAAUUUGACGAGUAGUGUUUCCAUUGUAGAAGGAAAGGCAACGUCAUAUUUUUUAACUCGCUUAAAUGACAAACUUGAAUUAAAAAGAAUUGGUUAUGUUGAUGACUUAGCUAAACCUAAGAACGGCAGUCCAGUUUUAAGAAUUUUAAACAGUGAUGAUUUAUCUAAUAAAGUUUUGACACUAAAAGAAACGGAUAACAACAACACUGUAACUGAAAUUAAUUUAAAAUCCUUAACAACAAACACUGUUCCUAUUGGAAAAUAUAAAGCCUUUUUAGACAAAGAAUUUAUCUCAGAUUUAAAUUUGUUACCGGCUAGUGUAAACACACUUGUAUUACAACGUAAUUCAGGACACACAGAUUCAAAAUUGGUAGUCUUAGAGAGAGGUAAUUUUAUUCAUAUAGCAUGGCAAUUACCUCAAAUUAUUGUAAUGACCGCUGCAGAGAUUAUGUUCUCGAUCACGUCAUUAGAAUUCGCAUUUACUCAAGCACCUACAAGCAUGAAAUCCUUAUUGGCAGCAGUUAAUUUGUUGACUGUAGCGUUUGGAAAUCUAAUGGUAGUGAUCGUGUCUGAAGUACGGUAUUUCGAAAAUCAAGCCUAUGAAUAUUUGCUAUUUGCUGGACUAAUGGUGCUCGAUAUGUUAAUAUUUAUUUUAAUGAGCUGUAAGUAUAAAUAUAAAAAUCUGAAUGACCCCGAGCCCAUUGCACACAAUGAGCAAACCAAGCAAAACUAA